AUGAGUUUAGUAUUUGAUGAAUAUGGUAAUCCAUUUAUUGUGAUUAGAGAUCAACAAGCCAAAGAAAGAUUAAGAGGUAUCGAGGCACACAGAUCACAUAUUCUUGCAGCAAAGACCAUUUCAAAUAUUAUGAAAUCAUCAUUAGGACCAAAAGGUAUGGAUAAGAUGAUGGUUAGUCAAGAUGGUGAAGUAUUAGUUACCAAUGAUGGUGCAACAAUCCUCGAGAAUAUGCAAGUCGAUAAUCAAAUUGCUAAAUUAAUGGUUCAAUUAUCAAAAUCUCAAGAUGAUGAAAUUGGUGAUGGUACAACUGGUGUUGUCGUUUUAGCAGGUUCAUUAUUAGAACAAGCCGAACAAUUAAUUGAAAAAGGUAUUCAUCCAUGUCGUAUCUAUGAAGGUUAUGAAACCGCUUGUAAAAUUGCAACUGAACAUUUGAAAACCAUCUCUGACUCUAUCGAAUUCAGUAAAGACAAUAUUGAACCACUCAUCAAAACUGCAAUGACUUGUUUAGGUUCAAAGAUCGUCAAUCGUUUCCAUCGUCAAAUGAGUGAAAUCGCUGUUAAAGCCGUCAUCUCUGUUGCAGAUUUAGAACGUAAAGAUGUUAACCUCGAAAAUAUUAAACUCGAAGGUAAAGAAGGUGGUAAAUUAGAAGAUACUCAAUUGGUUAAAGGCAUCAUCAUCGAUAAAGGUAUCAGUCAUCCACAAAUGCCAAAAAUUAUUAAAGAUGCUAAAAUUUGUUUAUUAACUUGUCCAUUUGAACCACCAAAGCCAAAAACAAAAAAUUCAAUAGAAAUUACAAAAGCAGAAGAUUUCAAAGUUUUAGGUGAAAUUGAACAAAAAUAUUUUACAGAUAUGGUUGAAAAAGUUAAAGCUACAGGUGCAAAUUUAGUUAUUUGUCAAUGGGGUUUCGAUGAUGAAGCCAAUCAUUUACUCCUUCAAAAUAAUUUACCAGCUGUUCGUUGGGUUGGUGGUUUAGAUCUCGAAAAAAUUGCUAUGGCAACUGGUGGUCGUAUCGUUGCUAGAUUCGAAGAUGUUAGCGCCGAUAAAUUAGGUAGAGCAGGUUUAGUUAGAGAAGUCGGUUUUGGUACAACUCAAGAUCGUUACCUUUCAAUUGAAGAUUGCCCAAAUACAAAUGCAGUUACAAUCUUUGUUAGAGGUGGUAAUAAAAUGAUUGUUGAAGAAGCUAAAAGAAGUAUCCAUGAUGCAUUAUGUGUUACUCGUAAUUUAAUUAGAGAUAAUAGAGUAAUUUAUGGUGGUGGUUCAUCAGAGAUUAGUUGUGGUUUAAAGAUUUCAGCAAUGGCUGAUGAUAUUGCAUCCAUUGAACAAUAUGCCGUUAGAGCUUUUGCUGAUGCUUUAGAUGCUAUUCCAUUAGCAUUGGCUGAAAAUAGUGGUCUUCCAUCCAUCGAAUCUUUAUCAACCGUAAAGGCUAUGCAAAUUAAAGAAAAGAACCCACGUCUUGGUAUCGAUUGUAAUCAUAGAGACACCAAUGAUAUGAAGGCUCAACACGUUUUCGAUACUCUUCCAGGUAAAACUCAACAAUUCCUCUUGGCCAAUCAAGUAGUUAAAAUGAUUUUGAAAAUCGAUGAUAUUAUUAAAAUGGGUCCAGGAGCUGACGAAUAA
This is a messenger RNA of Dictyostelium discoideum AX4, 1617 nucleotides long. RefSeq names its product chaperonin containing TCP1 epsilon subunit (gene cct5). Gene Ontology annotation, cellular component: cytoplasm. NCBI's taxonomy places the organism in Eukaryota, Evosea, Eumycetozoa, Dictyosteliales, Dictyosteliaceae. Bases 1 to 1617 code for a protein of 538 amino acids. The transcript is spliced from 3 exons. The record is from RefSeq and is a predicted model, not a curated record. Gene Ontology annotation, molecular function: ATP-dependent protein folding chaperone; ATP binding; ATP hydrolysis activity. Gene Ontology annotation, biological process: protein folding.